Diuraphis noxia (Russian wheat aphid) is the source of this 2767-nucleotide messenger RNA. RefSeq names its product homeobox protein Dbx (gene Dbx). Lineage: Eukaryota; Metazoa; Arthropoda; Insecta; Hemiptera; Aphididae. Gene Ontology annotation, molecular function: DNA binding; DNA-binding transcription factor activity, RNA polymerase II-specific. Gene Ontology annotation, biological process: regulation of transcription by RNA polymerase II. The record is from RefSeq and is a predicted model, not a curated record.
GCCACCGUUGUUGUAUUAUCAUCUAUUUUAACAUUAUUGUUAAUACUAAGAAAAAUAAUAAUUUUAAUAAUAAUAAUUAAGCUGUUGUGUAUAUAAUCAUUUAUUAUUUAGUUUACUGUUAGCAGUUGUGCGGAUAAAAGUUUUCCAGUGUGGUGAAUAAAUGUGUAUCAUGCGAUUAAGGAUUAUGUUGGAUGUUCCUCGUAUACCAGAAAAAUAAAAUAAAAAGAUAUAUUUAUCGGUAUUUCCUAUAUUUGGUUUUCAUAAAACAAAUUUGAUGGAGAAUACUACUUCUACUGCAUUCACAACUGAAAAUCAAUCGUCAAAUAAGAAUAAUGAAUUGAAAGAUGGGGAUAAUAUUGAAGAUAGUCAACAACAGCAUCAGAGACGCCACAGGACUACCGGAAAUGGUCGAUGGUGUACCAGUAGCGUUCGAUCACGGUCCUCUACGUCAUUUCUCAUACACAAUUUACUUAUAUCUUGUUCUGAUGAUGCUAAUGACGUGCAAAAAACUAUAUCUCCGCCUUCGCAUUCGCUGGUUGAACAAGAUAACGACAAUGAAGAUACUAGUAAUAAUAGUUGUAGCAGUGAAAGCAAAAGUAGAAGUUGCAGUCCACAAGAGAUACAAUUAUCAUCCCCUGUGAUGGACGUUAAAGAAGAAAAAAAUAACGAUGUUAACGGAAUGUAUGAUGCAGAACAUUACAGAAUUAAGAGACGUAAAUGCACCAUUCCUUUUAGAAGGAGAACAGCUAAGAAAGAUGAGAGCAGCAGCACUAAUGGUAGCGGCGAUAGUGAUGUCGAAAAAAAUGAAACUGAUAAAGAAGCAGCAUCCCUAAAAAUUUCAGAGGAAGAUUCACAAAUGCAAUCGAUUCAAACCCAACCACCGCCUAUUUCAAUAUACCUAUCCACAACUAUGAAUCAUCAACUUCAACAAUCUGCUCUACAGACAUCAAACCAAACACCCAUUUCAACGUCAACCAUGCCUGUGUCGUCGCUAAACUUCAGCGUAAAUGCCAUUCUCAGUGGUGGAGGAUGUUCUAAUGGGCGAAGCAAUAGUACAAGUAGCGAUUGUAGCACCGGAAGCAAUGGGAGUAACGGGUCCAGUGGUUUCGGGUAUGGUGGAAAAAUGAUGAUGCCACAUCAACAAAAUAUUUAUGACACCGGUCAACAGCACAGUCAACAUUUGGCUUCUGCAGCUUUUUUGCGAAUUACAGCCGCGGCCGCAGCAGCUUCCGCUUCAUCGCCUUCUGGUCCAAUGUUUUACCAUCACCAACAUCUAGCUUCAGUAGCUGCUCUCCACCACCACCACCAACAACAACAACAACAACAACAACAGCAACAGCAAUUACACCAAAACCGAGUACACGCGGUAACCUGCAGCCCGUCACCGACACCUCCACCGUCUUGUCUACCAACCGCCACGUCGAACACACCGCCAACUUGCACCUUCUUGACAGACGCCACCAGCACAGUGACCACUGACCCACAGCCGGCACAAUCUCUCCGGACUAUUGCCAAGCCCAUCGCGCGCAGGCCCGCCAACGCCGCGAAUCCCAAUGUGGGCGCCAACGGGAAUCUUCACAACUCGGCAUUGCUGCCGCUGGCCGCCGCGGCCGCCGCAAAUUUGGCGUCCAACAGACCAUCAAGCGGCGGCGGUCUGGCGAACAACGCCAAUGAGAGUUCUGUCGGCGGCGUCGCAAGUGCCUGCAAUUCCACAACACUGUCGAACACGUCCACAUCUUCAACUAAUCCCGGUCCAGGACGACCAAAUGGCGUUGGAACAAACAGAUUCCCUAUAGUACACCCUCAGUACAAUUAUCGCCAUCAUUUAGCUCAUCAACAUCCUCACACUCAUCAUGAAAUUCUCAUGAUGCAGUCCCGAUCAAAUAGUGUGUCUAGCUCCAACAAUGGAACAUCGAACUCUUUAGCUUCCGUUCCUCCGUCGCCUUUUUCAUCUUCCACCACGUGGCCUUAUAAUGGGGGAUCCAGUGCAAACGGAGGAGGACCUGUACAUAUAAGCGGAACGACCGCAUCACAUCAUCAUAGAAUUACGCCAUUGCACCAUCAUCAGCAUCACCCAUCAGCAACGACCAUGCUAUUAAUGAGCACCAACAACAACACCUUAAAUGUGAUGAACGGUGUAGUGGUUGGUGGAAAUAACAGGGGAAAACCACGGAGAGGCAUGAUGCGACGGGCUGUAUUCUCUGACGCACAGCGGAAGGGCUUGGAACGUCGGUUUCAGGUGCAAAAGUAUAUCAGCAAACCAGAUAGAAAGAGAUUGGCCGAUAAGCUUUCGUUAAAAGAUUCGCAGGUAAAGAUAUGGUUCCAAAACCGUCGGAUGAAGUGGCGCAACACUAAGGAACGGGAACUACUGGCGGCCGGCACUGGUUGUCGCGAACAGACUUUGCCGACGAAAAACAACCCUAACCCGGAUUUGAGCGACGUGACGACGACGUCCACAGCAACGUCCAUUGGUAGCGCGUUGCCGUCUUCGUCAACUGCGGCAACGACUUCGACUGCGGCACCCGGAACGGCGACGUCGGCGAUACCAACAUCAGCAGCCGGCCAACAGGACAAAAAAAAUCCCAAUGGCAUGAAAAAUCACCAUCAACAUCCGCAUCACCAGCAGCAGCAUCAUCAUUCGGUCCAACAAAAGAAGAUCAACGUGGCAGUGGAUCAGAUGCUGCUGAACAGAGGCAGCGGAAGUAGUGGCGGUGCCGGGCCACUUGUCGUCAGGCAACAGCAAGUGUUGUAAUAUAGUUAUAAUUAC